Messenger RNA from Sorex araneus (European shrew), 750 nucleotides. Its product is annotated as patr class I histocompatibility antigen, A-108 alpha chain-like. Gene Ontology annotation, biological process: immune response; positive regulation of T cell mediated cytotoxicity; antigen processing and presentation of endogenous peptide antigen via MHC class I via ER pathway, TAP-independent. Gene Ontology annotation, molecular function: peptide antigen binding; signaling receptor binding. The coding region runs from base 1 to 750 and encodes 249 amino acids. Gene Ontology annotation, cellular component: external side of plasma membrane. The record is from RefSeq and is a predicted model, not a curated record. Lineage: Eukaryota; Metazoa; Chordata; Mammalia; Eulipotyphla; Soricidae. The transcript has 6 exons.
AUGGAGAGCUCCCUGCUAGGCGGGUCAGACUCUCACACCCUCCAGCUGAUGUACGGCUGCGACGUGGGGUCCGACGGGCGCCUCCUGCGCGGGUACGACCAAUACUCCUACGACGGCGCCGACUACAUCGCCCUGAACGAGGACCUGCGCUCCUGGACGGCGGCGGCGGGCACGCAGGCUUGGAUCAGCAAGAGCAAGUUGGAGCAGGCGGGUGAGGCUGAGUAUCAGAGGAACUACCUGGAGGGCAGGUGCAUGCAGUCUCUGAGGAGAUACCUGGAACACGGGAAGGACACGCUGCUGCGCACAGAAGCCCCCAGAAGCCACAUCACCCACCACCCCUUCUCUGACCAGGAGGUCACCCUGAGGUGCUGGGCCCUGGGCUUCUACCCUGCCGACAUCACCCUGACCUGGCAGCGUGAUGGGGAGGACCUGACCCAGGACACAGAGCUGGUGGAGACCAGGCCUGCAGGGGAUGGAACCUUCCAGAAGUGGGCGGCUGUGCUGGUGCCUUCUGGAGAGGAGCAGAGAUACACGUGCCGUGUGCAGCACCAGGGGCUGCCGGAGCCUGUCACCCUGAGAUGGGAGCCCCCUUCUCAGCCUACCAUCCUCACUGUGGGCAUCAUUGUCGGCCUGGCUAUCCUCGGGGCUGUGGUCACUGGAGCUGUGGUGGCAGCUGUGAUCAGCAGGAGGAAGCGCUCAGGUGAGAAAGGAGGACAGUACACUCAGGCUUCCCACCUGCUGGGGCUCUGA